Molecule: messenger RNA, 1238 nt
Organism: Cucumis sativus (cucumber)
Lineage: Eukaryota; Viridiplantae; Streptophyta; Magnoliopsida; Cucurbitales; Cucurbitaceae
Product: non-specific lipid-transfer protein-like protein At2g13820
Exons: 3
Coding region: 512-1021 (169 amino acids)
Biological process (GO): lipid transport
Molecular function (GO): lipid binding
Source: RefSeq, a predicted model, not a curated record
GCCAAUCGUUAGUCUAAACACACAGCAAAAGUUUCUCGAAGAGUUUGGAUGUCCAUUGACCAAACAAAGAAAAUCUUAGUCUUUUAACAGAAAAUCGAAGUCUUACGCUUCCUUCACGCCAUUAAACAUCAGCCACCCAAGUCUACAACCUUGACUCUUAAGUUUCUAAGUUUAUUUCUAAUGAAGGAGUUGGUAACCAUGAUAGCCGACCUCCAUAUACAAUUCCCAAGUUCAAGCACUAUUAGGUUUCAAAGCCUCAAUCUUUGAAUAGCUUAAUCCUCCAAUAGUUCCAACAAAGAAAACUGUUAAGAAAGUAGGAAGAGUGGUUCACCAAAUCAAACCUCUUUCCAAUUUGUCCCUUUCUUCCUUCCAUUUCCCUACAAAAACCACACAGUUCUCCUCCAAAAUUUCACAAAUCAAACUCUCUUACCUUCUGAGUUCUAAUCAAAUAAACUAACUUUCCUCUUUACCAUUCCAAGAAGUUGUUUUUGUAUUAGUCCUCUAUAGCAGAAUGGAAUACACAAGGAUGGUGGUGGGUCUAGUUGCGGUUAUCGUUGCUGUGCACUGGGCAGGAGCAGCUGCACAGUCUGACUGUACAAAUGUGCUGAUCAGCAUGGCGCCUUGCCUGAAUUAUAUUACAGGGAACUCCUCUACCCCAUCACAAUCAUGCUGCACACAGCUUUCAAAUGUUGUCCGUUCAAAUCCACAGUGCUUGUGCCAGGUCCUGAAUGGUGGUGGCUCGUCGCUUGGGGUGAAUAUCAACCAAACACAGGCCCUAGCUCUGCCCCAAGCUUGCAACGUUCAGACUCCAUCUGUCAGCAGCUGCAAUGUUGAUUCUCCCGCCGGCUCUCCAGCAGGUGCACCAGACUCUUCAAACAAUGUUCCUUCAGGAACUGGAUCUAAGACUGUUCCAUCGACAGACAAUGGCUCAUCAGACGGAAGCUCCAUCCAUAUGUCAAAACCUCUACUAUUCUCCAUCUUGUUGGCUUCUAUAUAUGCUUCAGCUUUCAAGUUGUACUGAUCUUAUCAGUAGCCUCUUUUCUACAAGUUUGGUUUAUUGCUGGUCAUUUAUUGCAUUUAGAUAUUUUUUGGAGUGUCCAUUAUUUUAAGCAUCCCUUUUGUUUAGGGUGUUUUAUUCUAUCUUCAUAUUCUCCUCAUCUGGCAUUUGUUUCCAUGAACUUUGUAUUGUAUCAGAGAUUCUUUUGAAUAAAAUACAUGAUCGUGUGCUUGUGAGUAAA